UUUUUCCCCCACCAACAAACUUUUUGAGCCAUGCAGAACGGUCUGCGCCCAAGAAAAGGAAAUAAGGUUGAGACCAAAGAGGCUUCCCAGCAAUCAGAGAGUCAGGAAAUGGAAGGAGGAGCUUCAGCAGCAGCAGCUGAAGCCACUGAUGAGGAGGAGCCCAGAGAGCCAACUCUGCAUGAUAUUGCUGGGAUUCUUCGGGCUUUCAUGGGACAACAGGAAGUUCGGGAGAAAAAGCAGAGAGAAGUUUCUGCACAACAAGAACAGCGCUUUAGGAGUUUGCAACACCAGUUUCGGCUUUUGCAGAUGGAAAUACAGGCCAGGACAACCCCGCCCCCUGAGCCCACAUCAACUGAUCCACCACCUGUUACAACUCAAAUUGAUCAGAUUCAAGCAACAUCUCAACCUGAGGAUUCAGCUUUCAGCUCAACAGGUCAGUCUGUGCACCUUCCUCAUCCUAAAUUGGAAAAAUUGACUGCUGAAGAUGAUGUUGAGCACUUUCUGACCACGUUUGAGAGAAUUGCAGCUGCUUAUCGUUGGCCACAAUCGGACUGGGUUUUCCAUCUCAUUCCUCUUCUGACGGGUAAGGCUCGCUGUGCCUAUGUUAACAUGGAUGUGGAUGAUUCCCUGGAAUAUGGAAAGGUUUGGAUCAAGGAGCACAAUCCGAAGUCUGCUAAGUAG
Messenger RNA from Cyprinodon tularosa, 681 nucleotides. RefSeq lists its product as uncharacterized. Bases 31 to 681 code for a protein of 216 amino acids. NCBI's taxonomy places the organism in Eukaryota, Metazoa, Chordata, Actinopteri, Cyprinodontiformes, Cyprinodontidae. The record is from RefSeq and is a predicted model, not a curated record. The transcript has 3 exons.